Hippoglossus stenolepis (Pacific halibut) is the source of this 1619-nucleotide messenger RNA. RefSeq lists its product as uncharacterized. The record is from RefSeq and is a predicted model, not a curated record. Gene Ontology annotation, cellular component: MLL1 complex; NURF complex. The coding region runs from base 314 to 829 and encodes 171 amino acids. The transcript is spliced from 5 exons. NCBI's taxonomy places the organism in Eukaryota, Metazoa, Chordata, Actinopteri, Pleuronectiformes, Pleuronectidae.
UUGAAGGCAGCAUAAGCCGUGUGGUUGUACAGACUGGGAGGAGUGAGCCGUUUGUCUCCAGCGGGGAUGGCGUCCACUCGUAGAUAGAACUGAAUUAGCACUAUGCACCGGGGGGUUCAAAUGCCGGACUACUCCAGACAUCGAGACUGAACGCGCGGAAGAGCAGACCUGUAGCCGCUCCGCUACAUCAGGAGGAGCACCAGAUGUAGCUUAACUGCGCUGUUAGCAUCGUAGCUGUUCCGUCAACUUGAGGGCACCAGUGGGUCCAACUCGUAGACAACAUACAGCCUGUGGUAACACAUAGAUCAACAAAAUGACCUCAGCCUCCACCAAAGUUGGAGAGAUCUUCUCUGCAGCUGGGGCUGCUUUCACUAAACUAGGAGAGCUCACGAUGCAGCUUCACCCAGUGGCAGACUCCAGUCCUGCAGGCGCUCUGACAAAGAGCACAGUGAAGAGGAAGCUGUAUGAAGAAGGAGUUCUUCCCACGUCCUCUGAUGGGCCCAAGAGGGUCAUCAAAAAAGCCACAGUUACUGUUUCCAUGGCAACACAGGGCACCCCAAAUAUCAUCUCUCUGCCAACAGCUCAGGUUGUUGUGCCGUCAAGAGUACUGGGCCCCCCCUCCAACCAGGCCCACCUGAAGAAACAAAAGACUGCAGAUGUUACCCUCAGUGCUCUGAAUGACUCGGAUGUCAACAGUGAUCUUGUUGACAUUGAGGGACUGGGUGAGGCGUCCAACUCCAAAAAACUCAACAACUUUGAUCAAGAUAACCUGAGCCUGGACUCCAGCCUCAUCAUGAAUCCAAGUGACCUUCCUCUGCUCUCCCGUUGACCUCCUUACUUCCUCUGACUUUCAUACGUUGAUAAACAAAACUAUGAAAAUAAGAUAAUAAAAUGGCUGAUCCUUUGUGCCAAUGACGCAGACCAUCAACUUAAGAGUACAUGUAGGAUUGUUAUGUUGGGUCAUUCAGGACUUCUAUCUAAUCCACUACUGUUGGAUAAUUUUUACUUCAUGACAAUUUUAUUUGAGACCACCUCUUUCCUCACCCAAUUUUGCAUUGUAGAAAUAUCCAACAAGUCUAACAUUUAAAGGGGAGAUUUUUAGAUUCAUACUUCCUGUGAUAUUUAAAGAGAAACUAGGAAAUCAAAAGAAUGCACAAGAGAACCCCCAGCUUAAUUGACAAAGUAAAACACUUGUUUAGUAUUUCAUGUUCGAGUCAGUCUUAACACAUUUUGAAAGUGACUAGUAGCAGAUGUUACCACAAGAGUAGUUAGUUAUUAAGAUUAUUUAGAACAGCAAAAACAUUUUGGAGGAAUUUAUGGUUUAUUUUAGGAUACCUUCAAAGGGAGUUGUCUUCCUUAAUCAUAACAUAAAAGUGUUAGUAGUGAAAAGGACACAAAGUGUCAGAUCAUUCACAAUGUUCUUUUCAUUCCAGCCAGGGGCAGUUUCUAAUUGUUUUUGAGGCUUUUUGAGAAAAAAGUCAUCUAGAUAAUUCAUGUUUUUGUGGAGAGUGACGAUUUUUUAAGACUGAGAUAUUAAAGUGGUGGAAACUCAAAAAAGUGUGGAAGCCAGUUCUCUGUGGCAUAUAUUUAAGUUGUAAUUAAAAAAACAACAAAAAGUC